This is a messenger RNA of Neoarius graeffei (lesser salmon catfish), 1978 nucleotides long. It is a transcript of the gene ccng2, whose product is annotated as cyclin G2. Gene Ontology annotation, biological process: regulation of cyclin-dependent protein serine/threonine kinase activity; mitotic cell cycle phase transition. Gene Ontology annotation, cellular component: cytoplasm; cyclin-dependent protein kinase holoenzyme complex; nucleus. The transcript is spliced from 8 exons. Gene Ontology annotation, molecular function: cyclin-dependent protein serine/threonine kinase regulator activity. Lineage: Eukaryota; Metazoa; Chordata; Actinopteri; Siluriformes; Ariidae. Bases 16 to 1134 code for a protein of 372 amino acids. The record is from RefSeq and is a predicted model, not a curated record.
GCUAGGUCUGACGUCAUGGAGAGGGCGUGGAAACGGUCAUCAACAAAAGGGGAAAAAAAAAAGACUGAGAAAACAGAAGAGCUGGUUCAAGAAAAAUGUCCUUUUAAUAUUUCAGGUUACUUUGAGAUAACCAAAAGAAAACCGAGUCUCGCCAUGGAGGCCUUCAGGCUGAUGAAGGAGCUGAAGCUGAACCUGGAGCAGGAGAGUCAGUAUCUGCCCAAGGAGUCGGGACUGAAGCUGAUCGAGUCCAACUCGGAGGGGAAGGGAAUUUCUGCAAAAUGUCGCAACGCCAAGGUGGAGGAUCUCUGGAGCUUGACCAGUUUCUUUGGCUACAGCACACACACUUUCGUCCUGGCUGUUAAUCUGCUGGACAGAUUUCUAGCUAUGAUGAAGGUUCAGCCCAAACAUUUGGCUUGUAUCAGCAUUGGCUGCCUCCAUAUUGCUGCCAAAGUGGUGGAGGACAAGUGUGAUGUGUCGUCAACACACGAGCUGAUCCGCAUCAGCCAGUGCACGUUCACAGUGUCGGACCUUGGGCGCAUGGAGAAAAUCAUCUCUGAGAAACUCAACUUCCAGUUUCAAGCCAUCACAGCCUUAACGUUCCUGCACCUGUACCAUGCGAUUGUCCUGUCGCAUACCUCAAGCAGGAAAGAAGUCCUCAGUUUAGACAAGCUGGAAGCCCAGCUUAAAGCCUGCCUUUGCCGCAUUGUAUUCUCAAAAGCAAAACCAUCGGUGCUAGCUUUGUCACUCAUAAAACAAGAGAUCGAGGCUGUGCAGUCAGCUGACCUGUUUGAGAUCAUCCAGUCCAUUCAGAGACACCUGAAGAUCUCAGAGAUGGAGCUACAGCUCUGGAGAGGCCUGGUGGCUCAGUGCCUGGCGCAGUACUCCUCGCCUACAUGCGCCAAACCCAAUCACAGGAAGCUGGUGUGGAUUGUGUCCCGGCGCACGGCCAAGAACCUGCACAGCAGCUACUGUGGUGCACCGGAGCUGCCCACGAUCCCUGAAGACGGCUGGAGUGAGAGUGACGACUGGGGUGAAGAGAUGAGCUCUGGGGAGGAGUGUCUCAGCAGUUCAUUGGGCAGUGAUGGAGAGGGGCCUUAUUUCCCUGACCACUUUCAAAAAAAAGUCGGCUCCUGAAUCCCUAAAGGUGCUCAGCUGAUCAGAGGCCAUUCUACAGGAUGUAACCUUAAAACAUGGCGGUGGCAGCAGCUUCAUCAUCUGCCUUACGAUACAAAAACUCCAGCUUUCGUAGUGAUGUCAGCAAUCACCCAGACCUCUCCGUGUUAGAGCCACAGUGCCUGGGUUCCACACAAGAUGUAACUUGAGAAUGUAGUAUGGCUUUUUUUUUUAAACUAACUUUAAAUCUCCACUCUAAUUUCACCUACUGUAGCCAUUACUGAUCCUUCUUUCUAACUUUUUGUAACUGUUAAGCUAAAAAAAAAUGCACAACACAGGCAGCUAAAGUUUAUAACCAGAGACCUUUAAAAUUUUUUUUAAUAUAUACAGUGUUUUAAUAAUUGUUGGUGCAUGUUCAGGUUUGCAACAUUCCAGAGAUCUGUGAGACUGUUCAGCUUAGGACUGUUGAAUUCUGGGACAUUUACCCCAGUACCGCAUACAAUUUAUGGACAAGUGUCAGGUUCCAUUGCACUUCAAACUGUGUUUAGCUUGAGACAGGUUGGUGUUGUAUGUUUUGGUUAGUUUACAAGUGUGGUGAUGUGAUCUUUAGACUUGCCAGAUUAGGUUAGGUUUAAAUUAGCCAAAGUACAUAUCUCUGGAGCAAAACAAAGUAACUUUGAAUGUAUUUGUGCGAGAGAAAAAAAAAAUGUUUGGGGGUGGUGGCAUAAAAUGUAAAAAUGUCAAUACAAAAAAAGCCCAAAAAAAUUGUAAAUUUGUAUAAUGUACAAAAAAAUGUAUAGCAAGUUGUAGAUACUAACUUAUUUAUUAUUUUUGUCAUGUUAAAACUAAAUAUUUUUAAAUUCUA